UUGCAUAAGCUUCCAGCCAGACAUCUGCUUGCGGUUGCUUUAAAAAAAAAAAUCGGUUUAUAUUAUUAUUUAUUAUUUUUAUUUUUAAACGACAUUGAUAUGAAAUAAACAGCGCGUGUCAGUGUUGUGCUGUGUGGAGCACUGAUCAGCCACAGAUUGUCAUAAUGUUGGCCCGCAAAGGCCUUUUGCCUGAUGGUUUCCUUUUGACACGACUCGCAGAGGAUGCCACACAACCCAGUCACAUCCGGCCAAAGUCACAGCGGGCACGUUUCAUCACCAAGAGCGGGUCUUGUAAUGUUGCCCACAAGAAUAUACGAGAGCAGGGCCGGUUCCUCCAAGAUGUUUUCACCACUAUGGUGGACCUGAAAUGGCAGCAUUCCCUGCUCAUCUUCACUUCGGCAUUCCUCUGCUCCUGGAUGCUCUUUGCCAUGGUGUGGUGGCUCUUAGCGUUCGCUCACGGCGAUCUGGAGCCUCAAGAUCACAACGAGCCCGGACCUGUGCCGUGUGUCACUUCCAUUCACUCCUUCACGUCUGCCUUUCUGUUCUCCAUUGAGGUGCAGGUGACUAUUGGUUUCGGAGGACGAAUGGUGACGGAGGAAUGUCCCCUGGCCAUCAUAGUCCUCAUUAUCCAGAACAUUCUGGGCUUGAUCAUCAACGCCAUCAUGCUGGGCUGUGUAUUCAUGAAGACAGCUCAAGCCAACCGGAGAGCAGAAACCCUCAUCUUCUCGCGUAACGCAGUCGUUGCACCGCGGAACGGCCGACCAACGUUCAUGUUCCGUGUCGGGGAUCUAAGAAAGAGCAUGAUCAUCUCGGCCACCAUACAGCUGCAGGUGAUUCGGCGGACAGUGACUGCGGAGGGUGAGGUGAUUCCCGUUUGUCAGCUCGAUAUCCAGGUGGAAAACCCUCUCAGAAGCAAUGGCAUAUUCCUCGUCUCUCCACUUAUAAUCAGUCACACCAUUGACAGAGGAAGUCCGCUGUACGAGGUCUCAGCACAGUCGCUGGCUACCGAAGACCUGGAGAUCAUUGUCAUUUUGGAAGGUGUUGUUGAGACCACUGGCAUCACAAUGCAGGCCCGUACAUCCUACACACCAGAGGAGAUCUUGUGGGGUCGGCGCUUCGUCUCCAUUAUGACAGAGGAGGAUGGGCGCUACUCCAUCGACUACUCCAAAUUUGGAAACACUGUCCCAGUCCGCAUGCCAGCUCUCAGUGCUAAGGAGCUGGACCACACCAGAGGUGUGCAAGACAGUGGACCCCACGAGGGUAAACCUCAGGGCUGGGGGCUUGUGAGGGCGGGACGGGGCGGGUACAGGAGGGGUGGUGGCAGGGCCUGCGAUGACAUGGCAGCCAAGCCUUGGUACGUGCCAGCAGAGAAGGAGGAGGAGAAGAAGGGUCAAAAGAAAACGGUGAAACUUGAGGAAAUAGGCAGAGAGACUGAAGAAGAAACAAUGGAGGACAUGAGCGAUUAGAACAAAAACAUUUAUUUGGUUUUUCAGAUAUGGAAGUAGAAAUAACCUAGCAGUUACUUGUAACUAGUUUGCUUGAAGGGUUAGUUCACUCAAAAAUGAAAAUUCGGUCAUUAUU
Sinocyclocheilus grahami is the source of this 1581-nucleotide messenger RNA. RefSeq names its product ATP-sensitive inward rectifier potassium channel 11-like. Gene Ontology annotation, cellular component: plasma membrane. Gene Ontology annotation, molecular function: inward rectifier potassium channel activity. Gene Ontology annotation, biological process: potassium ion import across plasma membrane; regulation of monoatomic ion transmembrane transport. The transcript has 6 exons. NCBI's taxonomy places the organism in Eukaryota, Metazoa, Chordata, Actinopteri, Cypriniformes, Cyprinidae. The record is from RefSeq and is a predicted model, not a curated record. Bases 165 to 1466 code for a protein of 433 amino acids.